GGCCAGCGCGGCCGGGGCGCCGUCCCAGGGCGGGAUUGCCCGGCCCCGGCCCCGGCCCCGGCCCCGAGCUCCCCAUGAAAAACCAGCUCCGCGGGCCCCCAGUGCGGGUGCACAUGUCGGCUUCGGGGGCGGCGGCGGCUGGGGGCACCCGGGCGGGUUCGGAGCCCGGUUCGGGAUCUGGAUCCGGCGCAGGCAUCGGAGCGGGAGCGACGACGGGAGCGGGGGCCAUGCCCUGCAAGAGCGCCGAGUGGCUGCAGGAGGAGCUGGAGGCGCGCGGUGGCGCGUCCCUGCUGCUGCUGGACUGCCGGCCGCACGAGCUCUUCGAGUCGUCGCACAUCGAGACGGCCAUCAACCUGGCCAUCCCGGGUCUCAUGCUGCGCCGCCUGCGCAAAGGCAACCUGCCCAUCCGCUCCAUCAUUCCCAACCACGCCGACAAGGAGCGCUUCGCCACGCGCUGCAAGGCGGCCACCGUGCUGCUCUACGACGAGGCCACGGCUGAGUGGCAGCCCGAGCCCGGCGCUCCCGCCUCAGUUCUCGGCCUGCUGCUGCAGAAGCUGCGAGACGACGGCUGCCAGGCCUACUACCUCCAAGGUGGUUUCAACAAGUUCCAGACGGAAUACUCGGAGCAUUGUGAGACUAAUGCGGACAGUUCGUCCUCCCCAAGCGGCUCACCACCCACCUCCGUGCUGGGCUUGGGGGGCCUGCGCAUCAGCUCUGACUGCUCAGACGGCGAGUCAGACCGAGAGCUACCCAGCAGUGCCACUGAGUCGGAUGGCAGCCCUGUGCCAUCCAGCCAGCCAGCCUUUCCAGUCCAGAUCCUGCCCUACCUCUACCUCGGCUGUGCCAAGGACUCUACCAACCUGGAUGUACUUGGCAAGUACGGCAUCAAAUAUAUCCUCAAUGUCACGCCCAACCUGCCCAAUGCCUUUGAGCACGGUGGUGAGUUCACCUACAAGCAGAUCCCCAUCUCUGACCACUGGAGCCAGAACCUCUCCCAGUUCUUCCCUGAGGCCAUCAGCUUCAUUGAUGAAGCCCGCUCCAAGAAGUGUGGCGUCUUGGUGCACUGCCUAGCAGGCAUCAGCCGCUCAGUGACAGUUACUGUAGCCUACCUGAUGCAAAAGAUGAACCUGUCCCUCAAUGACGCCUAUGACUUCGUUAAGAGGAAAAAGUCUAACAUCUCGCCCAACUUCAACUUCAUGGGGCAGCUGCUGGACUUUGAGCGGACGCUGGGGCUCAGCAGCCCGUGCGACAACCACACCCCCAGUGGACAGCUCUACUUCUCCACACCCACCAACCAUAACCUGUUCCCGAUCAACACGCUUGAGUCCACGUGAGGCCUGAUGCACCACUGGGCGCAGCCACAGGCUCUCCCAGCCCUCCACAGAGCCUGGUGCGGGGGCCCUAGCCUGCUGCCUCCCUGGCCUGAAGAACCCACAGAUGUCACCUGUGUCCAGAGAAGCAGGCUGAGCAGCGGCUCAGCUCCCAUGCCGUCCUGGGCCGGGCCCACAGCACUUGCCGGAGUGGCUUCAGCUUUCCAGACAUGUGUUGCUGAAGUGGCCGUUGGCCUCAGCUUUCAGACUUGUGGCUUGGGGGCCAGCGUGGCCUUGUCUGUGCCCUAGGACAUCCAUUCUGCUGAUGGCUAGCCAUUCUGGCUAUUUUUAAAGACAUAUCCACAGACCUGAGUUUACUACUUUUGCCAGGUAAAUCCAAGCUCCCUGGAGCAAAGAGUAUUCAAGCUCUUUUUGAUUUUUCUUUUUCUCUUCCUUUUUUUUUUUUUAAACAAAAAGUGUUAUUUUUCAGGCUAAAUGCAACAGUGGAUUGUAUAAACCAAUGUUUUGCCCCUUAAUCUGAGAGAGAGAAAGAUGUUCUCAGUUUCAUUUCUUAUUUCAAAAAGCAGCCAUUGAUGUAUUUCUUCUGUUUUCAGUGAGAAAGACAAACCCCAUGUUCUUGACCAAUGCAUUUUGCACGUGUGGGAAGCCUCUGUUUCCCCAGCAGGCCAUUCUUGAAGGGGGGU
Acomys russatus (golden spiny mouse) is the source of this 2014-nucleotide messenger RNA. It is a transcript of the gene Dusp7, whose product is annotated as dual specificity phosphatase 7. The transcript is spliced from 3 exons. Gene Ontology annotation, molecular function: protein tyrosine/threonine phosphatase activity; MAP kinase tyrosine/serine/threonine phosphatase activity. NCBI's taxonomy places the organism in Eukaryota, Metazoa, Chordata, Mammalia, Rodentia, Muridae. Gene Ontology annotation, cellular component: cytosol; cytoplasm. Gene Ontology annotation, biological process: protein dephosphorylation; negative regulation of MAPK cascade. The coding region runs from base 75 to 1334 and encodes 419 amino acids. The record is from RefSeq and is a predicted model, not a curated record.